AUGCGACCCAGCCGAUGUCAACCACUUCUUCUCUCCCUACUCCUACCCUCCGUCCUCGCUCACCCGUAUCCUCAAGCUGUCGUCGCCAAAAAGGACGCCGUUGCUUACACAACCACAUGGACUGAGACAAAAACUUACACCAGCACUUUCAGCUCGUUCCUGGGCGACUCGACCGCACCGGCGGGAGGCUCAGGAGAGCCCUGUGUACCGCCCGAAGGAUCGGGGCAGAUCGCCUGUGGUCCCAUUUGCUGCGCCGUCUGGCAAUACUGUGCUCAUGAGGGCCAAUGUAUGGCAAAUGGUGGCGGCUCUUGGACUCAAUGGACUACCGUGGGUGUUAUCACCACUCAGUACUCGGCUCCUUAUAGGGUUACUAGUGGUAGCACUGUUGUAGAGACUUCUGCGCCGACUACCACUACCGGCACCGUGGCUAGUGAAACUGCCUCAGCUACCACCACACCGACUCCUGUCGCAACCACGAGUGGUUCGUUGAGCGGAGGUGCAAUUGCCGGUAUCGUCGUUGGUACUAUUGCUGGUGUAAUCCUCCUCCUACUGCUAUGUUUCUGCUGCAUCGCCAGAGGCCUCUGGGACGUGGUCGCCGGCAUUUUCGGCGGAGGCAAGAAGAAGCGAGAAACGGAACGAAUCGAGAUUAUCGAAGAAGGAUACUCAAGGCGCGGAAGUAGACAUGGUAGCGCGUACGCCGCCGCACCACGACCAACUCACCGAACUUGGUUUGGAGGCGGAGGCGGCGGCGGCGGAGGCCGACCUACUUCGGCAGCCGCUCGAAAAGAGAAGAAAUCCGGAGGCGACGUGGGCUGGUUAGCUGCCGGUCUAGGUGCAGCUGCCUUACUCCUAGGCCUGAAGAGGAGGGAUGAAAAACAGCGAAGGAGUAACAGGGAGAGACCUCCUCGAAGUAGGAGCGACUGGAGUAGUUCGUACUAUACUGACUCCUAUACUGCAAGCAGCCCUAGCGAGUUCAUCCCCCAAAGAUAA
Messenger RNA from Daldinia caldariorum, 990 nucleotides. RefSeq lists its product as uncharacterized. The transcript has a single exon. The record is from RefSeq and is a predicted model, not a curated record. The coding region runs from base 1 to 990 and encodes 329 amino acids. Lineage: Eukaryota; Fungi; Ascomycota; Sordariomycetes; Xylariales; Hypoxylaceae.